AUGAUGCACCAACGCGCCUGCUCCGUAGACGAUAACACGUGGUUCUUGGCAAACCACGCAGACAUUGGUUUAAUAAUGGCGACUGAUGGAGGCAGUUUUUCGUUGGGGCUACCCUGUGUUUUCUCUCCAAAGUCACGCCAAUACCUGGCUAUAUGUGCUCAGGAUGGCAGACUUCGUAUUUGGAACACAGAUAUUAAAACGCUUCAUCAAGAAUACGUGCCUUCAGCCCACUUGAGUGCCACUUGUACCUGCAUAGCUUGGGGACCAUGCCGAAAGGCCAAGGAGGCACCUCAGCGGAAGAAGAGGAGAUCGGAGGCAGGACAUGUGGAGAAGCAGGCAGACCUGUUGGCUCUGGGCACGGCGGUGGGCAGCGUUAUCAUCUACAGCACAGUGAAGGGAGCACUGCACUGCACACUGGACGGAGGUCACAGUGGCGGGGUGAACUGUGUGCAGUGGCACCCUGAGGACUGCCUGCUGUACAGUGGCUCAGACGACACACACAUUGUGGAGUGGGACCUGCAGACGGGCAAGGCGCGCUGUAAGUGGAAGGCAGAUCGUGCCUCAGUGACCAGUCUGUGUGUGAGUCCGGAUGGCAAGCUGCUGCUCUCAGCGGGACAGACCAUCAAGAUGUGGGACCUCGAGACCAAGGAGGUGUACCGGAAGUUCACAGGUCACUCCACUGCCGUGACGACCCUGCGCUUCGCCACCUCGCGGCCCCCGGAUAGUAACGGCCUCUACUUCCUCUCCGGGGCGGCCCACGACAGACUCCUCAGCGUGUGGCAAGUCCGGGAGGAUGGCAAGGACAAGAACUCGGUGGUGUCCUUCAACCUGACUGACGAGCCCCAGCACAUUGACCUCUUCACCUCCAACAGCAAGGAAGAGGCGGUGAGGCUAGCAGUGGUGUGUAAAGACGGCCAGCUUCAUCUCUUUGAGCACUUUCUGAACGGGCCCUGUAAGAAGCCCCUGUCCCCCUCCUGUACAGUGCAGAUGUCUGGGGUGGAGGACAGCCCCGUGCCCGUUCCCCUGUUGGCUGCGGCCCUAACCACAGACACACACAGCCUGCUGCUUGCCUACGGCAACCACUUGCAGCCUGUCAUUGAGAGAGUGGAGGUGAACACAGCAGAGAGACACGUCUGCCUGACCCGCGAUGUCCACACCACCCUCUCCCUCGCCAUGGAAAUGACAGUUUCCAAGGUGAAAACCCCAGUAGUUAAUGCCAAGAGCAAAGUCCUAGUCCCUGGACUUUCCGGUCACCAAGCGCAUGUCCAAGGAACCCUGGGAUCCGAGAAGAGGAGAAAAGGCACAGACGCCAAAGAGAUGUCUAUAGCGGAGCGACUCGGCGAGAUUGAUCUGUCAACGGAGAAGGGGGGCGUCAAGGGGGCCCCUUCUCUGCAGACUGACAACUUUGCGGUGCUGCUGGUGCAGGGUCUGGAGAGCAAGGACGCCAACAUCCUUAAUAAAGUGUUUCAGACCCGGAAGGACAUCUUCAUAAAGAAAACGGUUGCACGGUUACCCCUCCCUGCUGUCUUGCCAUUGGUGGAGGAGAUCACCAAGAGAAUGCAAGGGCAUCCAUACACGGCAGUGCUGAUGGUGCGAUGGCUCAAGGCUGUUCUCAUGCAGCACACCUCCUACUUAUGCUCGUUGCCAGACCUGGUGUUUCAGCUAGGAGUGCUGUACCACAUGAUUGAGAGUAGAGUCAAGAUGUUCCACAAGCUGACAAAGCUGCACGGCAAGCUCUAUCUGCUCAUGACACAGGUGGUGACAAGCGACAGCGGCAUCAAAGACGUGGACCACACGGCCAAGCUGGUCUACGAGGAAGAGUCAUCUGAUGAAGAUGAGGCUUCAGGUGAUGAAGGUCUUCCAGACGAGGAUUCUGAUAACUGGGAGGAGGAUGAAGGCAUGGAGGUUGAGACGAUGGAAGACAAGGCGGAGGAAGGCAUGAGGACUGAAUCCAAAGUGAAUGGCGAUUCCGACAUAGAACCGGGGAACGAGAGCGAGGAAGAGUGACAAGCGAAGGAAACCAAUUUAUCAAAAUAAACGACACACAAAUGGACCUGAAA
This is a messenger RNA of Coregonus clupeaformis (lake whitefish), 2060 nucleotides long. Its product is annotated as WD repeat-containing protein 43-like. NCBI's taxonomy places the organism in Eukaryota, Metazoa, Chordata, Actinopteri, Salmoniformes, Salmonidae. Gene Ontology annotation, cellular component: nucleolus. Gene Ontology annotation, molecular function: protein binding. The transcript is spliced from 17 exons. The record is from RefSeq and is a predicted model, not a curated record. Bases 1 to 2007 code for a protein of 668 amino acids. Gene Ontology annotation, biological process: maturation of SSU-rRNA from tricistronic rRNA transcript (SSU-rRNA, 5.8S rRNA, LSU-rRNA).